UCCCCGAGUUCACAAACUCAGUACUUUUCCUUCUUCCUUCUCUGUGUUAAGUUUUUACUUUUAGCAAACAGCAAAAAUGUGUGGUGGAGCUGUCUUCUCCGGCGUUGAUCCAACUGGCAAACUAAGCAGGAAGCUGACCUCCAACGAUCUCUUGGACGAGUUCGACACCUACGAUCUCUUCAGCUUCGAUAUCAAGCCACAGUCGCUACUCCACAUCAACAGAAACGACGACGAACCGACACCAAAACCAAAGCAAAGCAACAAGAGACAGACUCAGAAACCGAUUGAGAAACCGACUAAACCCCGGAAAAACCUCUACAGAGGGAUCCGCAGGCGACCAUGGGGCAAAUGGGCUGCUGAAAUCCGAGACCCACAACAGGGCGUUCGCUUAUGGCUCGGGACAUACAACACAGCUGAAGAAGCUGCCAAAGCUUACGAUGAAGCCGCCACGCGCAUCCGAGGCAACAAGGCCAAGCUCAACUUCCCUGAGCCGCGGACACCGCCCGUGCAGCCACAACCUGCCAAGAAGCUGUGCGUUAAACAGCCUCCACAUCCACCUGCGGCAUGGAUGGAUCAACACAAGCUCAAUGGACAGAUCAUGACAACCGCUGAGUCAACUCAACCUGCAUUGAUGGAUAACGGUGGUCUCCAGAACCAUCCGUUCGAGUUAAAGGAGCAGAUCUCAAACUUGGAGACUUUCUUGGGUCUGGAGCAUGAGUCGAGUGUCCAGUUCGAUGGGCUCGUGUUCGAGCCCAGCGAUCUCUGGGCAUUGGAUGGGUUCACUGUCACGGUUUGAGUCCGCGCUUGGCCUAUAUGAACCAGCUCAUUUACUAUUAUAUAUGGGCGGCUCAUGCUCGUGUUAAUAAAAUAAUCGUUCGCCACUGCUCGAUGAUUUCCUAUGUAGUUGUGCAUGGACGUUUUAGACGUUAAGUAAUGGUUGUGUGAGUGUGACUUUUAACAUGUUGUAAGCUAGUUUGUACGAAAUAUGUGAUGUGUUUUAUAAAGUUGUUGUAGUAUAAAAAAUUGAUGUGUUACGUA
Molecule: messenger RNA, 1038 nt
Organism: Helianthus annuus (common sunflower)
Lineage: Eukaryota; Viridiplantae; Streptophyta; Magnoliopsida; Asterales; Asteraceae
Product: ethylene-responsive transcription factor RAP2-3
Exons: 2
Coding region: 77-796 (239 amino acids)
Biological process (GO): ethylene-activated signaling pathway; regulation of DNA-templated transcription
Molecular function (GO): DNA-binding transcription factor activity; DNA binding
Source: RefSeq, a predicted model, not a curated record